Molecule: messenger RNA, 885 nt
Organism: Metarhizium brunneum ARSEF 3297
Lineage: Eukaryota; Fungi; Ascomycota; Sordariomycetes; Hypocreales; Clavicipitaceae
Source: RefSeq, a predicted model, not a curated record
AUGGCCAGCAAAGUCAAACCUGGCGUCACGUCCACGGGCAUCAUCCCUGUUAUUCCUCCAAUUCCCCUUUCUGUUCCAGCUCAAGGUAGUAGAGGUAGUAAUCCUCGUAAGGAUCCUUCCGAGGGCAAAAACAGAGAGAGCGUACCAACAAAGCUCGAUCAUUCUCUCCCCAUUACUCACGACCCAAACGCUCAUCAAAAGAUUGUUCGUCACCGGUUUCUUUCCUCCGCAGAGUGGACAGUCAUUGCCAACGGCAUUGGCGGACUAAAAGAUGGCGAAAGCCACCAGCCGACCCAUCCUACACAUUGGCUAUGGCCAUCACUUGGCAUGCCUCGAGGGCUGUAUCGCGAGGUUGUUGCGCACAAAUAUCGGUUUUAUCUCCUAUUCCACUUCACCAGUGUUCUCCGAUGGAUGCUCAUGGUCGUUCAGCUUCUGAUUGGGGCGGCCCUGACGGCUCUGGGUGCCAUGUCCCUGGUAAAUGGAACGCCCAUCACAAUUCUCGCCGCUGUCAACACUGCGAUGGCUGGGUUUCUUGCACUUCUGCACAACAGUGGUCUUCCAGAUCGAUACCGGAACGACAUGGCAGAGUUUGAAGAAAUCGAAGAUCACAUCAAGGAAGUAUUAAACUCAAGCAUCGUUCCCGCCGGUCAGACUGCUGAACAAGUUCUUGCUGAAUUCUUUGACCGGUACCGUGAAGCCAAGUCGACAGUUGCAGUGAACAUGCCCGCGAAUUAUGCCUCAAAACAAAUGCUUUCGCCCGAAAAGCAGAUCAACAAGGGAAGCUUUAAUCCAGGACCGGGAACGGGACCAGUUCCAGCGAAUAGAAACGUCAAAGGGUCCUAUGCUAAUGUCCACUCUGGCACGGAUAACGGCGCCCAGGCAUAA